AUGAAAAGCGAUUUUCCAAUAUCCCUUCUUUUAGUAAAUUAUAAGGACUUUGUUAGUAAUUUUUUGGAUAUUCCCAGCUGGGGAAGAUUAAAACCGGACAAAGUUAAAAGAUACAUAGAGAACAAAAUUAGUAUUAUACAAAAAAAAAUACUGUUAAAUGGGGAAACAAAUUAUUGGAAGUACGAGCAGUCUUUGUGCAUUCUUCUUCGUUUAUCAACAUGUCUAAAUCCUUAUUCAGAUAUUCGAGAGUCAAUUUCUAAUAGUUGGCAGCAUAUUAUCAAUGAUUUGAAUAAUACAUGGUCAUCUAACUUAAGAAGUGAUGAGAAUUCCAAUAAAAUAUCAGCAGAAAAUAAUGAAGUAUUUUUUUACACAAAAAUUAAAGAUAUACAUCCGGAUUUAUUAUUUAGCAUUACUUUGGGUGGGAGCAAUAUUUCAAUUAAAGAAGCAAUAAAAAUAUUUACAUCAAAUACCAACGAAAAUAAUCAAUAUUGCCUUCCUUGUGGAAGGUUCAUUUCUCCAGAAUAUUUAGUUCCUGGUACUCCUGGGUUUUUUUCUAAUGAUAAGCUCAAUUCAAAUGAAAACGAAUUUUUUUGGAAGGAGGUUUUUAAUACAUUUCACGGGAGAAUUCCAUCUAUAUUUAGAAUUGUUUAUAUAUUUCCUGAAUAUGCUAAAGCAUUACUUAAAUCCUAUAAAAUAAAUAUGGAGGAUCAGAAUUAUGGAGUUCUGCCACUUUAUUACCGUCACUUUAUUGGGAUAUUAUGUUCAUCCUUAUACGACAACGAUUAUAUUAUCAAAUUAGAGAUGCAAAUGUAUAUAUUUAAUAAUGGUCCAAUUGAAUGGCUAGAAAACCCAUCAGAAGUUCUUCCAAUUAAAUUUUUCGCACUUUUCGAAUUUCUAAAAUGUAUUACUUUUGAACCAGCAUAUGUUUCUAAUGAACUUAUGAAUCGUCUAAUAGGAGAAAUUUCAGAUACUCAAGUCUGGACAAUAACAGAGCUAUGCCAUAUACUUUGUAUUGUUACAACAAUACAAUCGAUAUCGCAAUUAUCAUGUUCAUUUGGAAUAACAUCUAUGGAUCAUUGGGAUCUUGGCCCAGAUCCAUUGGAAGGAACCAAUUGUGAUGGAAAUACAUGCUACAAACCAAGUCCAUCGACAAUGAAAGAUUGCUUUGAAUAUCGAAAAGUAAUUUUAUCAAAUUCUAUUCACGAAAAUCCGAAUCUAGAUUCUUUGACAACAUCAUACUAUAAAGAAAUUUUAUCGGAAUAUAUUGAUGUUGAAAAAGAAGAAAGAAAUUUUACUUUUCGUGCAAAAAAUAAUUUAACAUCGAGUGCAAACACAAACAUUUCAAUAUCGAAAUUAAGUUUUUUAAAGCUUCCAAGUUUCAAUUUCAGUGAGAUUUGUAACUCUAAGAUAUUUCCACGAAUACUUUCCUUUAUAAAUUUUAGAUUUAUGGUAAAUAACUCGAACGGUAAUUUGAACUCAAAUUGUAUUAUAUCAAAAAGAAAAACGAUGAGAAAAGGGAAAGAUGAUUACUCCAAUUCGGAGGAAAUGCCCUUUUUUUCAGAUAAACAAAUAGGAUUGAAUGACUCUUUGGAAGAUUUUUCUCUAAAUAAUACUAACCUUAACAAUAACGAAAUAGACCUGAGCAAUGGGUAUCUCCCCAGGCAAAAAUACAAAGGGGAAAUUUCAACUUUACUUAGAAUAAAAGAUUUACUUAGCCAUUUUCCACCGCAUGGCGACAUUUUAGGUAUUAGCAAAGAUGAAAUUUCUCUAUUCAGAUCAAACUCAGACAAACACAAAGCUGAUAGAGUUCUUCUUUCCUCCGUAAUGAAUUCUAAACCAAAAUUGCAGUUUAAUUCUCUAUCUGUAAGAUUUAAACAUUUAAGCAAUAACUAUACAGUAGAAGAUCAAAACUUAAUUUUAACUAAACUAGAAGCCAAUAAAAAAAUGAAUAUUCAGGAUUGUGAAAACAUUUUUGAAUUAAAAAAAAACAAAAAAGAAUCGAUGAAAAAGGGAUGUUUUGCUGAUAAAAGUGCACACUUUAUGAGUAUGCUUAAUAGUUUUUCAAUUCAAAUGCUUGAAUAUGAAUUCUAUUCCGAAACAGCCUGGUCUAUAUUAUCGAUUUAUUCUGGGGAGUGCUCAAAGUGUAUAAAAGACGAAUUAGACACUCUUUUAUAUAGCUGUAAUAAAAGUAUCACAACAAUAUGUGGCAUAUACAAAGUUCCUACGACAAACCCGAUCAGAUCUUCAAUAUGGAGUUACGUAUUUAAAUUGUGCGGAAUUGUUAAGUUCGAAAUGACGGAAUUGGUUCACAACAGCUUCCUACCCCUUGAACUAAAAGUUUUACUUAAAAAAACCAUACGAUCUCCUCAGAGAAUUUUACGCUCAGAUUUCGAAAGAUGUAGAAUAGUUUUUUCAUAUACAGAACUGAUUUAUUAUUUAAUUGUUGUAUGCAAGGCAAAACAAGCAGUCACUAUAAUCUGUUCAAUACAAUCAUUAUCAAAUAUUUUGAAGAAUGCUCAGUAA
Messenger RNA from Cryptosporidium ubiquitum, 2523 nucleotides. RefSeq lists its product as uncharacterized. The transcript has a single exon. Gene Ontology annotation, cellular component: nucleus. The coding region runs from base 1 to 2523 and encodes 840 amino acids. Gene Ontology annotation, molecular function: L-leucine binding; oxidoreductase activity, acting on peroxide as acceptor. Gene Ontology annotation, biological process: positive regulation of macroautophagy; regulation of response to reactive oxygen species; negative regulation of TORC1 signaling. NCBI's taxonomy places the organism in Eukaryota, Apicomplexa, Conoidasida, Eucoccidiorida, Cryptosporidiidae. The record is from RefSeq and is a predicted model, not a curated record.